UAUCUAUACAAUUAUUAAUCGACCACUAUCGUUAGAAGUAAUCUUUACGAUUGAAAAAAGUGCAUUUCUAUAAAGUUAUACAGUAGAUGACGGCAUACAUUAAGAUCGAAAAAUAGUGAAGUUGUCGAUUUGUGCUUAGUGAAUUUCCCGAUAUAUUUUAACUAAACAAAUAAAUAAUAAUGAGUUCAAAAUCAUACUUUGAGAAUAGUAGUGACGAAAGUCAGGGCGGAAAACUUUCAAGAAAAGUAAAGGAUUCACCGUUCAUGGUUAUUGGUUUGGCUGGAUUCGUAGCAGCUGGCGUAAUUGGCGCUUAUAAAUAUAAGAAUCGCGGCACCAUGAGCACAAGUGUUUUCCUAAUGCAGCUACGUGUCGCCGCGCAAGGUACCGUAGUCGGAGCGCUAACUUUGGGCCUGGCUUAUACGAUGGCAAACGAUUAUCUGUUCAAGGACAAAAAACCCACAGAAAAUACAAAAGUUUCCAACUAAAAACAUGCUCCAAUUAUUGAUUAAUUGAGUAUUUUUUGGCCUCUCAUGUCUUGGAAGUCAUGCAUAACUAAGACAUAUUUUUAUAAUUUGUAAAGUGUCAAUACACCUAUGUAUGUAUGUAUGAUUGCAUCUACAGCCACUUCAAAAUUACAAUAACACUUUGGAGCUUCUUUGGAUGACAGUAACACUGAUCUUGAAAUCAUUAUCAUCAUCAAUCACGUGUCACACUCACUUAAUUCCACUCUGCUCAACGCACCGUUGUCAUUCACUAUUCAAAUAAUUUCUUAGCAAUUUGAGGCCAUCUCUGAACGUCUCAACAUUUAAGUUUGUACAUACAUAGAUAUUACAUACAUACUCAUGCAAUGCACAUUUUUUCAAUAUACAUAAAUGUAUUGCAUAACAAUAGGAUAUCUGCUGUAUGUAAGUUAAGAUUAAAAUGACUACAAAACUGGUUUACUUUAAAUGACGAGAUCCUAUUGUCUGUGAUAUGCGAACUAAUGCAAUGUUGAGAAAUCUUUUCUUUUAGUUAAACGAUUUAAUAUACAGAUGCUAUACUGAUUAAUUUAAGUUAAAUGUAAAAAAGAUAUAAAAAUUAAAAUUA
Anastrepha obliqua is the source of this 1086-nucleotide messenger RNA. Its product is annotated as HIG1 domain family member 1A, mitochondrial. Gene Ontology annotation, biological process: mitochondrial respirasome assembly. The record is from RefSeq and is a predicted model, not a curated record. Bases 180 to 485 code for a protein of 101 amino acids. The transcript is spliced from 3 exons. Lineage: Eukaryota; Metazoa; Arthropoda; Insecta; Diptera; Tephritidae. Gene Ontology annotation, cellular component: mitochondrion.